UAAUGCAACACUACUAAAUCAAAGUUGUGAAGUGUCAUUGUGACAUUUCCUUGACGUUGACAGCUAUGUGACGGAUCAACGCAUGUUCGUCGGUUUGUUUUAUUUUAUGUUAAUUCUCUUUGGAUACCGGUCAUCACCGGUACCUUCUACUACGAUGAAUAACGGUAUAUUAUGUAAACAGUUUUGAACCAAAUAUAGUACAGUGAUGAAAAUAACUAGGCAAUAUUGUUGAUAAAACUAUGCUCUAAGUGUAAACAUUUCGGACAAUAAACAUCAAUUAGUUUCUAAUUAAAUGGAUAGUAAUAAGAAAUCUGAAGACAUGGACAUUCCGACGGUGGAAGGAAACUUACUUCAACAGCCUAAAGAACAAACAUUGCCAACUCGGAACCCGCUUAUGAAAGUUCGGACUUACGUUCUCGCAUUGCGUCCAUGGUCGCUGAGCGCAAGUCUGUUGCCGACGCUGCUGGGAGCUGCACUCGCAUACAGGUUGCCUGGUGACAGUGGCUUCAGUUGGUGCACCUUAUUAUUAACUUUAUGCACAGUUAUUCCAGUUCAUGGGGCUGGCAAUGUUGUUAAUACGUACUUUGAUUUUGUCAAAGGAAUUGAUAAUCGAAAAUCAGAUGAUCGAACUCUCGUUGAUCACAUAUUGAGUAUAGACGAAGUGGUCUCAUUGGGUGCUAUUUUAUAUUUGGCUGGAUGUGCUUCAUUUGUCCCUCUUGUGAUUUUGUCUCCUGCCCGGAUGGAGCAUUUAGCUCUGGUUUAUUUUGGUGGAUUGUCAUCAUCCUUCUUGUACACGGGUGGUAUUGGCCUUAAGUAUAUAGCUCUUGGUGACAUAUUAGUAUUAGUUAUAUUUGGACCAGUGUCCGUAGUUUUUGCUUUUCUUGCUCAGACAGGCCGAGUGGAUUGGCCUAUAAUUUACUAUGCAAUUCCAUUUGCCCUAAACACUGAAGCUAUUUUACAUAGUAAUAACACAAGAGACUUGGAGACUGAUAGCAAAGCGGAAAUUGUGACACUGGCAAUUUUGAUAGGCAGAACAGCUUCCUACCUGUUGUAUGCAUUUUUAUUGUUUACACCCUACAUUAUGUUUGUUGUAGCAUCUGUACGCUGUUCUUUUUGGUUUCUGAUACCAAUGCUAACCUUACCAAGAGCAUUUGAGAUUGAGAGAAGGUUUAGGAGUCCUGAAACAAUGCGCUAUGUUCCAAGACAAACUGCCAGGCUUAACUUUUACUUUGGCAUGUUGUACAUGAUCUCAUGUUUAUUUGCACAUCGUCUUCCAUUUCUUCUUCGAUGAUAAUAAAAUUUAUUAUUGAAGUAAAAGCUCAUGAAACAAUAUUUCUGUUGUUUCAUAUUUUGAUAAAAAGGCCUUUCAAAGCAUUGAUAUCUAAAAAAAAUUAAGAUGUGACCAAUUUUAUUUUAGUCUGAGAAGUAUUUAAUCUCAUAGCAAUCUUUAAAUCCUAAUUUUAUUUAAUUAAAGUUUAAUACAGAAAAAAUCUUCUGGGACUUUCAUAUCAAGUUUUCUUAUAAUGUUCUAUAAUUCUUUUUAUAGUCAUUUUUAGAAGCAAGCUGCAAAAUGUUUUUAACUUUAAAAAAAUGCCUUGAAUUAACUGAGAACAAAAAAACAAAUGCUGUUGCUAGAAGACUAUGAGAACAGUAUUCUCAUAUUACAUAUACAGUAAACACUAUAUAUAUUUUUUAUGAGUUUUAAUUGUAAUAAAAUUGUCUUCAUUUUAAUUAUGUUGUCAUAAUUAUAGAAGAGAUUUACUACCUGUAUAAAUCAUUAAUCAUUAUCUUAAUGUUCUUUUUGUCUAUUCCACUGCUGGUCUAGGUAUAAAAAAAAAUAAGUAAUAUCAUUUUUUUAUUCAGCUUUUCUGUAGAAUUAGAAGAAAAAGUUAAUUUACACUAAUCAGAUUAAUAAAAUACCUUGAAACAUAGUUAUAAGCUAAAACUGGCUGUCACAGGUAUCACAGCUAUUUUACCUUUUUAUACCUAUAAAACCGAAAUUAAUUUCGGUUUCAUGUUUCAUAUUAUUUUUGAAGUAUUGAACUUUUGAAGCUAACAGUACAUAAUUAUCAGGGAGGGUUAAUCUCAAGUAUCAUUUCUAAUAUUUACCAAGUUUGUGUACUAUUAAAGUAAAUGGCAUAGUAUUUUGCCUUCUAUUCUUUCGAUGUUUGUUGUCUGUAAGCAUGUUCAAGCCUUGCUUAGUUUCUACUUCAUAAAUAACAUUAGCCUUAAGUCUUUGUAAUGUGUCAUGUGACAUAGUUAUGUUUAUUAUGUACGGAAUAGGUUACUGACAAUGAACCCUACCCAUAGAAAUGCUAAAGUGUGGUUGUGCAUACUAAAAUGGUGUGGUAAAUUUAAUAUAAUGUGUAUGUAAAGUAACUCAAGCAUCGUCAAACGAGAUUGAGUUGAUAAGUUCAUUCAAAUGAUUUCCUGUCUGCGCAUUACAUAUGUUGUGUAUAAAUGUUUUCUAUAUUUCUUGUACGUAAUUUUAAAUAAAUCUACCUCUUACUAGUUAACACCUAAAGCUAUUUAUUGAGAUUUAAAACCUAAGAGAGUGUGGUAGUAUUUUUGUAACUGAAAUGCAAUGAAAUUUCUCAAUUGUAAAUCGACAAUAAUUUAUUUAUUUAGUUAGAUAAAGUUUAAAUUUGGUCUAAUAUAAUUUAUGAAAAAGA
Molecule: messenger RNA, 2672 nt
Organism: Trichoplusia ni (cabbage looper)
Lineage: Eukaryota; Metazoa; Arthropoda; Insecta; Lepidoptera; Noctuidae
Gene: heix
Product: ubiA prenyltransferase domain-containing protein 1 homolog
Exons: 1
Coding region: 293-1291 (332 amino acids)
Biological process (GO): vitamin K biosynthetic process; menaquinone biosynthetic process
Cellular component (GO): endoplasmic reticulum; Golgi membrane
Molecular function (GO): prenyltransferase activity
Source: RefSeq, a predicted model, not a curated record